UUAUCCUCCCACUCCCUUUUUUUCCUUUUCUUUUUUAAUCCAUAGAAACACACAGAGAUUAAUAUAUUCCUUCCUCCAUUAGCCCAUCGAUUCUCUCUCUAUAUAUAUAUAUAUAUACUCAAGAAACUUCGAAGAAGCUCUGCAAUUUCUUGAUUUCUUUUUCUCAGUCUAACCCUCUUCUUCUUUGAAGCAUUGAAUCAUGGCUGAAAACUUAAGAAUCAUAAUUGAAAAGAACCCAUCAGAGUCCAAACUCAAUGAAUUAAACAUCAAGUACUGGCCCAAAUGGGGUUGCUCUCCAGGAAGAUAUCAGCUAAAGUUUGAUGCAGAAGAGACAUGCUAUUUGUUGAAAGGGAAAGUGAAGGUAUACCCAAAAGGUUCAUCAGAAAUUGUGGAGUUUGGUGCAGGAGAUCUUGUCACCAUACCUAAAGGACUCAGUUGCACUUGGGAUGUUUCCGUUGCUGUUGAUAAAUAUUACAAAUUCGAGUCGUCUUCUUCACCAUCACCACCACCACCACCACCACCUUCUUCUUCCUCCUCUUCAUAGCUAGGAGUAGACUGGCUAGCUAGUAGCAGUAGCUCGUGUUGUUAUCAAUCUUGAUUUAAUUUCUAUUGAUCAAUCUAUUCUUUGGAAUUUGAUUAUAGAAAGAAAGAAAGCUCUAGUUUUUUUUUUUUAUUAUUAUUAUUGAGAUGUUUAUCUUUGUUUCUUCUUCUAUUUUAGAAGGAAGUGAUCUCUCUCUAUCUCU
Molecule: messenger RNA, 743 nt
Organism: Hevea brasiliensis (rubber tree)
Lineage: Eukaryota; Viridiplantae; Streptophyta; Magnoliopsida; Malpighiales; Euphorbiaceae
Exons: 2
Coding region: 200-544 (114 amino acids)
Source: RefSeq, a predicted model, not a curated record